Messenger RNA from Candida albicans SC5314, 2367 nucleotides. RefSeq lists its product as uncharacterized. The transcript has a single exon. Gene Ontology annotation, molecular function: Hsp90 protein binding; telomeric repeat DNA binding. The record is from RefSeq and is a predicted model, not a curated record. Gene Ontology annotation, cellular component: cytosol. Lineage: Eukaryota; Fungi; Ascomycota; Pichiomycetes; Serinales; Debaryomycetaceae. Gene Ontology annotation, biological process: telomere maintenance via telomerase; protein stabilization. Bases 1 to 2367 code for a protein of 788 amino acids.
AUGGAAAAAGAUAUCACCGAGUUAAAGAAUUGUCCAAGCAUCGAGAGAGUUCAUGAGAUAUUGGUAGCUAAUGUGGAAACUCCUUCUUUCCCGUACAUUACUGCAUUGCUUGAAUUUACCAUUCCCCAGCUAUUUGAUUCAAUUCGAGACUCCAAAAUCUUGAUUCAAACAUUUCAAACAUUGAUUGGGUUAGGAAAUCUUUUGAAUAGAAUCUCUACAAGACAAGAACAAUCGGAAUUAUAUAUAAGUAUCUUAGAACGUGUAUUUGAUGAAGGUUUGGCACUAAAUUUGGUUAAAGGCAACCCCAGUCCUGUUGAAAUAAGGGAAAUCAAUAAGCUUGUUUUCAAAGGCAAGGCAUUGGCGGUGGUCAAUGAAGCAACAACUCUAUCGAGUGUUGAAAUUACAAGUGAAUGCUUUAAGAGUACUGGUGGCUAUGUCGAGUAUUUAUCCAACUCAUUGCUAAAACUCUAUCUGUCCAACACCAGAAGUGACAUAAUUGAAGAGUUUUUACAUUCGACUCUUAAAUUUGGAGAUGCGUCGGUGAUUAAAUUUUAUGAAAUAUUUUUCAGAGAAUCCAGCUGGGACUACUUUGUCCAAUCUUUUCAGUCCAUGAAAAAGUUUCAAAAGAAAGACUACCUAAAAGGUUUAUUUAAUAAUUAUAUUGUACGCAUUGCCCCAAAUUCAAACUUAAAUGCCUUGUUUAAUUUGUUGAGUUUUACAUCUGACGUAUUUGAUGAAAUGGUGAUAGAAUCCAUUAUCCAAACUGCCAAUAAAAGUCUAACCCAGGUCGUUGCCAUGAUUCUCACCAAGAGUGACGAUUACGAUUUUUUGGUAAAUAAAUUGAUUACAAAAUGGACUAACAGCACAGUUAUAAAAAAUGAACCCAUUUCCAUUCAAGAAUCAAGAACAUUUAUGAUCAUGCAGCUAAUAUCGCGACGAAAAGGUUCAGCAUUAACCAAAGACUUGCUCACAAACAAACAAUUUUUGAAUGCCAUUAAUAACAGACUACUGUCAUUUUCAAAUAACAUCAAGGCAUUGGGUGUGGUUUUAGUCGACUACGUUUGUGAACUCAAUGGGGAAAAAAAGAUAUUCUCAUUGGCUCCAGAAGUAGAUACAUAUUCUUUGUUGAUGGUACCAAAUGUGGAUAUCACAGAAUUACCAGCCCACGAUUGUUGGGAGGCAUUAAAGCUUAAGGAAACAACAUCCCCAAUCAAGAUUGAAAGCAAGCAGGAUGUUAGUCAGGACUUAGACGACGACGACGACGACGACAGCUUACCACCGCAAACCGAUGUUGCUGAUCCAAUAUAUGUCAAGCAAUUGAUAGAGUACUUCAGUGUCGAUACCAGCAAUCAAAAUGCAUACGAAAUGCGUAGAAAGGCAUUACUCAAAGGACCCACCUUGCUCCACCAGAAAUAUCGCUAUGGCACAGAAGUUCAUUUCUAUCUGGAAGAAUUGCUAGCUUUGUUGAUCGGGCUAGACAACCAUUUUGAUGAUAAAGAUUUUAACGAGUUGAAGCUUAAUAACAUGGUUGCUGUAAUUGUUACUAAUCCUAGCAUUACCACGUUUAUGUUUAAUUUGUUAUUGACUGGAGACUAUUCGUUACAGCAGAGAGUGUUAAUCUUAUCUGCAACAUUAAUGGCAGCUCGACAGUUGAGAGGAUUCAGUCCAACAAAUUUCCCGUCGCAGACGCUACCGGAACCUCUACAUCGAAAAUACCUUGAGUUGGAGGGCGGUUCCAAAUACAUUGAUUUUAUUGAAAAUGAAGUGCAGAAAGAAUUGUUAGCCGACGCAUCAGCUGAAGCUCAAGACCAAUUGUUGGGGUCUGGCAAGGUAGUUAGGGUAUCGUCAAGAUUAAAGCGACCAGCGAAAUCAACUGAGACUCCAACUGCAGGUUUUUAUACUAUUAUUGGCAAGCUAUUCUAUUUCCCGUUGCUUAAUGUAUGGUACGAAGCAGGCACCAUAGAUAUCGGGCACUACUCGCCAGUUUAUAUUGGCCAUUAUAUCAAGACUUUGGCGUUGUUGAUACACUGUGCGUACCCUCUGUCAAUCCAACUAAAUGAUAUGGUUAAGGAGUUUUUAAUUUUGAGUUGCAAUAUUCUUCGGAAGAUCUCGUUGGAAGCGACACCUGUGGUCGAGAGUAUAGUUACUGGUGUCUUGAUAGUGUGUGAAGUAUCCAACCCCGAGUUUUUGGUAACUAAUCACAAUGACGAAAUAGUCUUCAUUCAAAACUGGCUAUCGGUGUCGUGGGAGUUGUUGGUUGAUGAUAAACUAAAGAGUGUUGCUGCUGGCUUGUUGCUAAGAUUACAAAAACUAGAGUCUAGUUUAGAGAGAACUAUAAUGGAUCAAUCUAAUAGUAUUAUUACUUAA